UCAAUCAUGGAUGUCAAGACAGUCGCGAUCAUAGGCGCCGGUGUCAGUGGUGUGUCCUCGGCCAUACACCUUAGGAAUGCUGGGUUGGAAGUCACGGUCUUUGAACGAGGAGAUGUUGCUGGGGGCGUAUGGGUCUUCGAUUCUCGCACAGCUGUUGAACCCGCUUACCCAGCGACCGUGCCUUCUACAGGAGACUCGCCCGCCUUUGAUUCUUUUCUUGAGUACAACAAUCGAAAGACUCGGAGAGAUAGUCCUGUAGGUCAAGACUCGCCAGACCCGAAGACAAAGAUCGAUAAAGAUGAUUUGGAGAUCCUGCAUGCACCACCAGGUGUGUUGGCAACAUAUAUCCAGGAUACCGCUACUGCCAACAACAUACUCUCUACCAUAUCUUUUCGCACAAGAGUAACCAGAGUGGAAAAGAGAGGGAAGAAUUGGGAGGUCAACACUUCAAAGUUGGUCGAGAAGAAUGAAGAAACGGAAAUCAAGAACACAGUACAGCUUUUUGAUGCGGUUGUGGUGGCAAGUGGACACUACCAUGCUCCAAAUAUCCCUGAUUACCCCAAUCUCGAUGCCUGGAAAACUGCUUUUCCAGCACAAAUCACGCAUUCGAAAUCUUACCGCUCACCUAUCCCCUUUGCAGGGAAGAAUGUUCUGGUCAUUGGGGCCGGUGUAUCGAGUACAGAUAUCUGUCGCGAGUUGGGUGGUGUUGCGAACAAAGUAUGGCAGUCGAGUCGAGGAGGCGAGUAUGAUCUGCUACCUACCAUGUUACCAGACAACUGCACUCGCAUCGGAUCAAUUGCCGAGUUCUCUCCUCUAACUACGCAAAAGCUAGCAGACGAUGAUAAACUUCCUGGCAGUGUCGUUUUAUCUUCUGGUAACACUGUCGAGAACAUUCAUCAUGUCAUUCUGGCAACAGGUCACCAUAUGUCUUACCCUUUCCUUCGCCACCUCCACGCCGAUGUAUUGCAUCCUCAUCAAGCGUUAGAGACAACACUAGUCACUACAGGACAAGUGACCCAUAAUCUGCACAAAGACAUCUUCUACAUCCCCGACCCCACACUGGCAUUUAUUGGUGUGCCUUACCACGUAGCAACCUUCUCGCUUUUCGAGUUCCAAGCCAUGGCAGUGGCUGCUGUUUUCUCUGGCACAGCUACGCUGCCAGGAGAGAAGCAGAUGAGAAAUGAAUACAUUGAGAGAAUACAACAUAAAGGGGUAGGGAGGAGAUUGCAUUCGUUAAAGGACGAUGAGGGAGAGAUUUUGUAUGCGAGGGAGAUGAUCGAGAUUGCGAAUCAAGGAAGGAGAGAAGAAGAUAGAGUGGAAGGCCACACGAAAGAGUGGUUUGAGGCGUAUGCGAGGAGAUUGGUGAGGAUGAAGGAGAGAAGAGGCUCAGGUUCAACGCGGACAGAGCUUGUCAAAUCUGUGGAAACAUAG
Molecule: messenger RNA, 1431 nt
Organism: Aureobasidium uvarum
Lineage: Eukaryota; Fungi; Ascomycota; Dothideomycetes; Dothideales; Saccotheciaceae
Source: the annotation of a GenBank genome assembly